This is a messenger RNA of Stomoxys calcitrans (stable fly), 2840 nucleotides long. RefSeq names its product zinc finger protein 585A. Gene Ontology annotation, molecular function: zinc ion binding; DNA-binding transcription factor activity; RNA polymerase II cis-regulatory region sequence-specific DNA binding. The transcript is spliced from 7 exons. NCBI's taxonomy places the organism in Eukaryota, Metazoa, Arthropoda, Insecta, Diptera, Muscidae. The record is from RefSeq and is a predicted model, not a curated record. The coding region runs from base 1 to 2811 and encodes 936 amino acids. Gene Ontology annotation, cellular component: nucleus. Gene Ontology annotation, biological process: regulation of transcription by RNA polymerase II.
AUGGAACGAAUGCGAUGUCGUAUUUGUUUAAAAUAUUCCGAUAGAUAUUUAGAGUUAUUUGCCGAUAGCGAAGCAUCAACAACAUAUGCGAAUAACAUAAGGCAUUUAGCUGAAGUCGAAUUGCUUCCCAGUGAUGGCCUGCCACAACAAAUAUGUAAUGUGUGUUGCGCUGAAAUUGAAAACAUUAUAGAUUUUUGCAUUUUAAUCCGACAAAGUGAUGAGCUAUUAAGAAAUGAGCAAGAGGAAAGAAAACCACUGGAGGGAAAUGUACAAAUAUUGGAUAAUGAGGAGGGUUACAUGCAAGUAUGUGUGCUAGAAGAGGAAGUACUGGAUGCCGAAGAAGAAGAAAACAUAAUUUGUUUCACUUCUCCACUAAAGGAGGAACAAAAUGUAGAGGAGCUUCAAAUGGUGGAAGAAAUCAUUGAGGUCGAUGAGGAAGAACAAAAACCGAAAGUGCUGCAUCAACAACAGCAGCUUGAAGGCGAUGUUCCUAAACCCUCACCCAAAGGUCCAUUAGAAGAACUUGCCCAAGUAGCUGCCACCCAACAAAAUGUUAUUGUGAAUGACCAGCAAAGCCUUACUGAUGAUGUGAAAACUAUAACAGAAUGUCAUCCAGAAGAUGAAUGUGAUGACAACUAUCUCAUAGUCUACAAUCCUGCCGACGAAGCUUCUCACAACUUUAAGCCCCCAAAAUGGAAAUGCAUUGAGUGUAAAAAGAUUUUACGAGGAGACGUUUCUUACGAGGGUCAUAUGAAUAUACAUAAACAAUCGAGACCUCAUGUUUGCCCAGAAUGUCGUUGUCAGUUCAGAUGUCGCAACACCCUAAAAAAACACAAACAGUUGAGACAUACAAAAAGACCUAAGCCAGAUGAUGCAGAGAGGUCUUCAUCUGUUAAUUAUAUGUGCAUACAAUGCGAUGAAGAAUGUCACAAUGAAAGAGAUCUUUUGAUACAUGAAGUUCUUAAUCACGGUCAUCGUCCCGAUAUACAAACUUGUCCUUUAUGUCCCGAUCUUGUGGUAGAUGAUAUAGUGGACCAUUUACUUUAUGUUCAUGCUCGUAAAAUGAGACAAACGGCAGAAGUUGAUGAGAACAAUUUGGCGACGACAGCAACUGUGCCACCAUUAACCCUUCAAAGCAAACAAUGUUCAUCUACGGAAGACAAUGAUAUUGUACUAGAUGAGAACGAAGACAACAUGUUGGAAAAUAGUAGUGCCAUUAUUAAUUGUGAUGUCUGUAAUAGGAAAAUAUCGAAGAAAAAUUUGAAGAGGCACAUGUCAUUGCAUGAGCGAAAGGAUAAGAUGCCAAACGAAGAGGACACUAACAAGUUUUUGUGUACAUUUUGCCCUCGUGAAUUUAAAAGUUCAAAAUCCCUGUAUCAACAUGAAAAAACCCAUCAAGGAGAAUCCCCCGAUACAGUGUAUGUGUGUGGCGAUUGUGAUCGUCAGUAUACCUCACAAUUCCUAUUGGAAACCCACCGCAAGCAGGCCCACAAGGAACGAGAUCAUGUUUGUUCUAUAUGUGGCAAUGCCUUCAAACUAAAAAAUCAACUCAUGAAUCACAUGAAACUACAUCUAGAAAAGAAUAUACAAUGCCCCCACUGUGAUAAAAAGUAUGCCCGGCAGUUUGACUUAAAUGUCCAUCUGAGAUCUCAUACUGGAGAGAUGCCUUUUGCGUGUCACUUAUGUAGCAAACGAUUUGCCAUCAAAGUCCGAUUGACAUAUCACCUGCAAAAGCAUUACGGCAUCAAGCAUCAAUGCAAACAAUGUCAUGCAGAAUUCAAUUCCAGACAGAAGCUAAAAGCACACACAUUUAAACACACGGGCAUGCCAUAUCGUUGUGAGUUAUGUGAUGAUCAUGGAUUUUCCACACGUGUAGUAUUCAAGCGCCACUUGAAUCGUGUUCAUCAAGCUACCAUGAGCGACGAGGCCUUAACCGAAAUGUUCGAACGUAACACUGGAAAAACGAUUAAAAUUAAGCAAAUCAAUCAAUUAGCAGAGGAACCACCUGAAGUGCUUUACAUAUCGCAAUGCACAUUCAACGACAAUUUCUUUUUCAAUCCAGGCCAUACCAUGCCUCAACUGUUAAUCAACCACUCGGAACUAUUAUUUUACACCAGCAAAGACUUAAAAAUGCAUAUUACCACCCAACACACAUAUACCACAGGGACAACAGCACCAAUGCCCUAUGAUGAAUUACAUGAAUGUACCCAAUGUGAGGAGAUAUUCGAUGAUGCCACAACCCUUAGGAAGCAUGAAGCUGCAAAACACCAUAUUAAACAAGUAACACCAAAAAUUUACAAGGAUACCAAACACAUAUGCAAAGAAUGUGGAAAUCAAUUCGGAGGUCAUGCUCAAUUGUCUGCUCAUAAACGUUUACACAAAGAACGCCCCUUUAAAUGUGAUCAAUGUGAAAAAUCAUAUCCCCGCAGAGUAGAGUUGGAAAUUCACAAGCGUACACAUACUGGUGAACUGCCGUUUGCGUGUCAUUUGUGCAAUAAACGUUUUGCCAUUAAGGUUCGCCUGACCUAUCAUUUGCAAAAACAUGAAGGUGUUUGUCAUUCCUGUGAUUAUUGUGGAGCCACUUUUGACAAUCGCAAUAAAUUAAAAUCACAUCUAUUCAAGCACACCGGAAUGCCUUACAAAUGUGAAUUGUGUCCAGGUGUAGAGUUUGAAAGAAGGCUUAGAUUUGCAAAUCAUAUGCAACGUUGCCAUCAACGCAUAUUAACGGACGACGAACUGGCUGCGAUAUUUGCUAAAAACACUGGAAAGACCAUUAGAUUUAAGCCAGCCGAUAGCAAAAACUUUGAAUAAACCUAUGGAAAUUUAAUUUUUAAAUGAAA